This is a messenger RNA of Lasiosphaeria miniovina, 877 nucleotides long. RefSeq lists its product as uncharacterized. The record is from RefSeq and is a predicted model, not a curated record. Lineage: Eukaryota; Fungi; Ascomycota; Sordariomycetes; Sordariales; Lasiosphaeriaceae. The transcript has 2 exons. Bases 109 to 714 code for a protein of 201 amino acids.
UGCGGGUUUUGAUGGAACCUCUAUCCGAAGGCCGUUAUCAGUAUCACACGUGACCUAGGACAGGAGCCGAGCUCCCUGCUCGCUCGGGGUUGACUGAGAGGGGCUGUAAUGCUGCCCACCCACCCGCUGUUGGAGUUGGACCCGAGCCGCAUAUGCCGCUCAGGGAUAGGUACCUAUGCAAGUGCGCCGCCAACAACUGAAGCUCCCACGCAUAUGAUUUCCCCUUCAUACCUACGUAGUAAGAUCUUGAUAGGUGAGACACGAGAGGCCUUCAAUAAUUGUCUCGCCGGGGCAGUCAACUCCAACCCAAACGAAGGCCUAGAGUACGAGUUACACAACAUACGAUUCGCUCUCUUUGUGGGCUCGGAGAUUGGCAUAUUAGUGGCGAGGCGGCGUCUUUAUGGUUUGGAGCGACGGCAAGAACCCAAAGCAAGCACCAGCAGUGGCAGCACAACCCAAGUUCUCCGCCCACCACCUUCCCACCUCAGAAGCAAUGACGACUGCGUUUUGAACGAACCUCCCCAUCACCCUCACCUUCUUGCAUUCUGCCGGCCAUACCAUACAAAUUGCCUUAGACAGACGGCCGCUUCCGCUUGUUCAAAGGAAAAUAAAACACAAGAAGACAUUUGGCCAUUUCUCGCUACCACAUAUUUACACCACAACACAAUACGACCGUAUUUCAUUUACACCAGGGUAGACCAGGGCUUUCCGUGAUUGCCCUUACCUACGGUAGGCUGGGUUCCUGCGCCGACAGUUGGCGACGACUAGGACUAGCGACGACGACGACGCCCAUCCGAUGGUUGCACCGCGUUAACCAACCCGCCAAACGCUGGGUGCCACCCUUUUGAAACCCCGACGAUGGCUGUCAAGCAUGCUU